Molecule: messenger RNA, 1386 nt
Organism: Ostreococcus tauri
Lineage: Eukaryota; Viridiplantae; Chlorophyta; Mamiellophyceae; Mamiellales; Bathycoccaceae
Product: O-acyltransferase, WSD1, N-terminal
Exons: 1
Coding region: 1-1386 (461 amino acids)
Biological process (GO): triglyceride biosynthetic process
Cellular component (GO): plasma membrane
Molecular function (GO): diacylglycerol O-acyltransferase activity; long-chain-alcohol O-fatty-acyltransferase activity
Source: RefSeq, a predicted model, not a curated record
AUGAAUUCGUUGACGGAGACGCUCGCUCGGGCGACGCUGCGCGGGAGCGACGGUGGAGCGUUCCCGAAGAGCGCGAAGGCUGUGGAUUUUCCGUUGGUCGCUGGAUUUUACCUCGAAAAGGCGCCGAGUGAUGAUGAGAUUAAGACAUUCGUGGACGCGCUCGAGGCGUUUCCGGAAUUGCGUUCGGCGGCGACGCCGAGAGACUCGAAGAGCGUGAAAAAUUUGAGGCAUCUGCGGUGGGAAUGCGUGGAGGACGUUGGUAACGUCAAGGCGAUGCGGCGGUUCAAGCGUGUGGAGGUGGAGACGGCGAAGGAGUUAUCAAAGGUAUUCGACGACGCGAUGCUCGAGCAGUUCGAUACGAGCGCGCCGUUGUGGGACUGCGUCAUCGUGACGAGAAAAAAAGGCGUGAGUUCGGUGUGGGACGACGAUCAGACGGGAUAUCCCGAACCGCCCGUAGUUUUGGUCCGAGUAAGUCACGCGAUCGGAGACGGAAUCGCUCUGGUGGACGUGUUGAAGCGCGUGUCCUCGGCGCUCGACGGCGGCGACGUGAAGUUGCUGUCGUUCAAGCGUCGCGCGCAGGCAACGAAGCGCUCGGUACUUGCCGCCAUCUGGGCAUUCAUCACGUUUAUAUUUGUGUGUAUGUACGGCGCUAUGAAAGCCUUGCUCACCGCGGCGGGGCCUUACGACACGAAGACCACGUUCAAGGGAUCGAGGCCGCCGUACGGUUUCUCCGGGAAGCGUCGCGUCGUAGUGUGCCCGCCAGUCGCUAUCGACGACAUCAAGGCGAUUAAGAAUGUGAGUGGGUGUACCGUGAACGAUAUUGUCGUCGCUGCGCUUGCGGGAGCGAUUCAGGCGUACCACGCGAAGGUUGGGGACAAGAGCGCGACUAAAAAUCCGUUCUUGCGCUCGGCCACGCCGUACGCGUUCCCGGAACGCGUCACGGGCGCGCUCACAAACUCUUGGACUUUCGUCUCCUUGACGUUUCCUAUGGGCGUCAUGAGUGCGACCACUCGCCUUCAAAAGGCAAAGAAGACAUGUGAUUUUAUGAAGCGCUCGCCCGAACCGUACGUUACGCGUUGGCUCAACAAGUUUGUCAACGCGGCGGGUCCAGACGUGCAACGCAAAGUCGUCUUUGAUUACAUGUCGCGUCACAGCAUGGUGUUCACUAACGUUCCGGGACCCACGGAAACGAUCGUGCUCAUGGGAUCUCGCGUACGAGAUAUCGUUUUCGCGUGCGCCAACCUCGUCAAUCAGGUGAGCGUCGUGAGUUAUUCAGGGAGUUUGCGAUUGACGCUCGUCGUUGACCCGGACGCGACGCCGGACGCGCAAUACAUCGGUGACAUGUUUAAGAACGAGAUUGAGUGCUUGCGCAAAGAAGUGCUAUAG